This is a messenger RNA of Carlito syrichta (Philippine tarsier), 839 nucleotides long. RefSeq names its product receptor of activated protein C kinase 1-like. The transcript is spliced from 6 exons. Gene Ontology annotation, biological process: positive regulation of protein phosphorylation; rescue of stalled cytosolic ribosome. The annotation marks the transcript as partial. The record is from RefSeq and is a predicted model, not a curated record. Gene Ontology annotation, cellular component: cytosol; nucleus. NCBI's taxonomy places the organism in Eukaryota, Metazoa, Chordata, Mammalia, Primates, Tarsiidae. Gene Ontology annotation, molecular function: protein kinase C binding; ribosome binding; translation regulator activity.
GGGCUUCUCUGCUCGCGCUCAGGGCUGCUUGCGAAACCCAGCGGGACAGACACAAGGCCAGGGAAACGAUUAGACUGUGGGCAGAGUGUCUCCAGAAUGACCAAGUUCUCCCUCUCAGGGGCACCACCACGCGACGCUUUGUGGGCCACACCAAGGAUGUGCUGAGCGUGGCCUUCUCCUCUGACAACCGGCAGAUCGUCUCUGGGUCCCGAGACAAAACCAUCAAGCUGUGGAACACUCUGGGCGUCUGCAAGUACACCGUCCAGGAUGAGAGCCACUCAGAGUGGGUGUCUUGUGUCCGCUUUUCACCCAACAGCAGCAACCCCAUCAUUGUUUCCUGCGGCUGGGACAAGCUGGUCAAGGUAUGGAAUCUGGCUAACUGCAAGCUGAAGACCAACCACAUCGGCCACACGGGCUACCUGAACACUGUGACGGUCUCUCCAGAUGGAUCCCUCUGUGCUUCUGGAGGCAAGGAUGGCCAGGCCAUGCUGUGGGACCUCAACGAGGGCAAGCACCUGUACACGCUGGACGGCGGGGACAUCAUCAACGCCCUGUGCUUCAGCCCCAACCGCUACUGGCUCUGUGCUGCCACGGGCCCCAGCAUCAAGAUCUGGGACUUAGAGGGCAAGAUCAUUGUAGAUGAGCUGAAGCAGGAAGUCAUCAGUACCAGCAGCAAGGCAGAGCCACCCCAGUGCACCUCUCUGGCCUGGUCUGCUGAUGGCCAGACUCUGUUUGCUGGCUACACAGACAACCUGGUGCGAGUGUGGCAGGUGACUAUCGGUACUCGUUAGAAAUUUGUGGCAGAGCUUUAGAAAUAAAAAAAAAAUCUGGUUUUCUGA